UCCAACGCCCAAGAACCAGGGAACUCUCACGUUCGUGCCCUAGCAGGGGAUGGUUUCUUCGUCUUCCAUCACUGCGCACCUUCCCGCAAUGCUCAAGAAAUUGGGCGCCUCUGGCAGCUCGUGGAGACAGAUCGCCGCUGUCAUCGCCGUGGUGAGCGUUUUGUCCCUGACCCAGAUGCUGUUCGUGGAAAUAGUGCCAAUUCCAUGGAUUUCCACGCCAAAGAUGCCGCUAAAAUCCAGCCCAGUAGCAGCAGCAGUAGCGUACAGAGGAGCUCGCUGGAGAGCUCCGAUCGGGCAGUGGCUGCGACAGUGUGAUUUUUCCAAGGCCGCCAUAAAAACCACAGAAAGAUUGUUCGCAAAGUCGUGUGAGGAAGAUUGCGGUGGUAAUGGCGUCUGCAACCGUGAACUUGGGACAUGCCGUUGCUUUCAUGGAUUUAAAGGAAAGAGUUGCCAGGAGUUUGAGAACUUCGAGUGCAACAAUCCUCCAGCGAAAGAAUGGCCAUUUGGGGAAUGGAGAGUUUCCAUCUGUCCUGCGUCCUGUGACAAGCGUCGAUCGAUGUGCUUUUGCGGAGAACAAUCGCUCUAUCCACAGCGCCCGGUUGCCGAAUCGUGCGGUUUUUUUAUCAACGACACCAAACCGGUUGAUGAAGUGGACUGGGCAAAGACGGAUUUUGAGAUCGUCUAUGCGAAUGCGACCCAGAACAACAGCAUUGGGUGGUGUAACGUGAAGCCCGAAGAUCACUACAGUGGUAAAGUCAGGCUUAAGCCUCACUGUGACUGCAAAUACGAUUGCAGCUGGGGACUCCUUUGCGAGACUCCUACCGAGUGUAGCUGUGUGAAUCAGUGCUCGGGACAUGGAGUCUGCAGGGGUGGCUUCUGCCAGUGUCAAAGUCAGUGGUUUGGAAUCGACUGUAGCGUUCCAUCAACUGAUGUGCCUUCGAUUUCUUGGCCGGAUUGGCUUCGGCCCGCAACGUUAAGUGUCCCCCAACGCAGCUCGGAGAGUGAUGAUCAACAAGUUCAAGAAAUUUCAGUGGAAAAGAGAAGGCCUCUCAUUUAUAUCUACGACUUACCAGCCGAGUAUAAUAGCCAUCUUCUCGAGGGAAGACAUUUUAAAUUCCAAUGCGUGACUCGAGUUUACGAUGGGGUGAAUGCUACGUUUUGGAGCGAGUAUCUCGAAGGAGCAGAGUUGGCAUUCCUGGAAGGUCUUCUAGCAAGCCCGCACCGCACCAUGAAUGGCGACGAAGCGGAUUAUUUCUUUGCUCCUGUGCUUGGAGCCUGUGCUAUAACCCGCGCUGACGAUGCUCCACAUUUUAGCAUGGAGAAACAUAUGGGACUCAGAGGCUAUUUUUCUGGAGAGCUAUACAAAAACGCAUACAUGCACAUCAAGGAGCAAUAUCCAUUUUGGAAUCGUUCCUCCGGACGCGAUCACAUCUGGCUAUUUCCAUGGGAUGAAGGUGCUUGCUCGGCACCAAAGGAGAUAUGGAACGGGACAAUGCUGGUCCACUGGGGGAAUACUAACUCAAAGCACAAGAAAUCCACGACAGGCUACUUUGCUGAUAGCUGGGAUGAUAUCCCAAAAGAAUGGAGGGGUGACCAUCCUUGCUAUGAUCCCCUAAAGGACAUUGUUCUUCCGGCAUGGAAGAAUCCAGAUCCAAGGUCCGUCGCAGAGCGAUUCUGGUCCAGGCCUCGAGAAGAGCGCAAAACACUCUUUUACUUCAAUGGAAAUCUUGGAAAGGGGUAUGACUUCGGUCGACCCGAAGACAGAUAUAGCAUGGGAAUUCGCCAAAGAGUGGCCGAGGAGUUUGGAUCCACUCCAAACAAUCACGGAAAACUGGGAAGACAAGCAGCUCCGGACGUGGUGGUGACACCACAGCGGAGUGACGACUAUGCCAAAGAGCUGUCGAGUUCUCGGUUUUGUGGAGUUUUUCCUGGCGAUGGAUGGAGUGGUCGCAUGGAAGACGCAGUUCUCCACGGAUGUAUUCCAGUGAUCAUCCAGGAUGGCAUUCAUCUCCCUUACGAGAGUUUGCUCGAUUAUGAGAGCUUCACGGUUCGCGUAGCGGAAGACAAGAUCCCGGAACUUAUCACGAUCUUGAGAAACAUCAGCAAUGCCGAGGUAGAAUCGAAGCUGGAAGCCGUGAGAGGACUGUGGCAGCGGUUUGUGUACCGCGAUGCGAUCUUGCUAGAGGCAAGGAGGCAAAAGAAGGAUUGGAAUCACUACCAGGAUUGGGCUCAGCAAUACGAGACGUUGCUCGAAGACGAUGUCUUUGCAACAGUGAUACAAGCAUUGCAUUACAAGCUUCACAACGAUCCAUGGCGAGCAAAGCUCCCGAAAAGAGAGUGGGGAAUCCCACCAAGUUGCGGUAUCAAUCGCGCGUGACAAACUUUUUUUGUUCUCUCAGAGAAGACCCAAAGAAGGAAUUUUAUGUCUUUAGGGCUUCUAUGUUCUUCGAUCUUAAUGUUUGCGGCGAUGGCAGCCGAGGCGGGAGGCGCUGGCCAUAGCUGGGAUGCACCGGCGUCGCCAUUCCUCACAUUGUCAAGGCCGUGAUGCACGAGUCGGUCCUCGCGGCAUUGCCUGAGUCUCCAACAAGAUCCCAUUCCGGCAGUACUCGAGAAUCAGCGUCAUGGUCCUUCCACUCCCGUGAUUCAAUUUUAUGAUGUGGUUGCUAUCCAGCCGAUGAACCAGCAAGCGUUUGCUCAAGCUUGCACGACCAUGGAGGUAAGAACGAGAAUUUUAGAUCUCUCUUCUAUUGCUUUGUCUCUUGGUUGAUGUGAUAAGCUUGAAGAAGUUGUCUUUGAGGAUCAAA
Messenger RNA from Selaginella moellendorffii, 2804 nucleotides. RefSeq names its product probable beta-1,4-xylosyltransferase IRX10. Bases 50 to 2377 code for a protein of 775 amino acids. Lineage: Eukaryota; Viridiplantae; Streptophyta; Lycopodiopsida; Selaginellales; Selaginellaceae. Gene Ontology annotation, molecular function: glycosyltransferase activity. The record is from RefSeq and is a predicted model, not a curated record. The transcript is spliced from 14 exons.